This is a messenger RNA of Pseudomyrmex gracilis, 3608 nucleotides long. RefSeq names its product solute carrier family 26 member 10-like. Lineage: Eukaryota; Metazoa; Arthropoda; Insecta; Hymenoptera; Formicidae. Gene Ontology annotation, biological process: transmembrane transport. Gene Ontology annotation, cellular component: membrane. The coding region runs from base 1029 to 3074 and encodes 681 amino acids. The transcript has 14 exons. Gene Ontology annotation, molecular function: bicarbonate transmembrane transporter activity; oxalate transmembrane transporter activity; chloride transmembrane transporter activity. The record is from RefSeq and is a predicted model, not a curated record.
UCGCAUGUAUUAAUAAUAUCUGUGUCAUGUAUUUUGACGUGACACCGAUAUUAGCUCAGAGAAAAUUAGUUCUCUGAUUAAUUGCCUGGCCGCGCAAACGAAAGAUAAAUAAAACGCUCUUGUGUAUUCGUCGCUCGUUGUGUAUUGCGUCACACAAAUGUCUUAAUAUUCACAAUAUAAAAAUAAAACUUCGCUAAUUGCUUGACAAAUUCAUGUAUCACAUUUCUCGCGAAUGUGUGUAUUGAUUCGGCCUUGAGACUGAUUGAAAAUUGUUCAACCGAAUUAUUAGGAUGAGCGUGCGAAUGUAAAUACUUGUAUGGCAAAACGGUUAAGAUCUUUUACGAUCUCUGUUUGCGGUGUAUCUCCAGGCGCCGCGUCGCGAUUUCGCGGCGGCACAGACUUGACAAAAAAACUUUCCGCAUAAUUACCCCCCCUCUCUCACAUUAGAGCGAGAAGUCGGCCUCUUGGUGCAAUAGGUGCGCUUUGUUUGUUCUCGUGAUCUCUCCAAGAUCAAGAGAAAUCGAAACCGAUAUUCAUUGUUCCGAGAGAGGAGCAAUGUGGAAUCGCGUUCAUUGCCGUUCAUUGAAUCGCGUAGCGAACAGUAGCGACGCAGCGACUACCGUGGUGGUUGUGGCUCUAACGCGGUCGGAAGAAAUUCUCUUUUCAAAUUUCGAGAAACAACAGUCGAAUUUUUGACGAGCAAGCACAAUUUGUUUUUUUUUUUUUAAACGAAGCCGGAUCACUUAAGGUCGACUUGCGUAAUCGAAAAAACGAUUCUGCGUGAACGAUUGCGCGAGAGGACACAGUCGACCGCGUCUGAAUGAACAUGAAUUAGUGACAGGAAUUUCUGACGCAGUAAUAACAGAGCACGUUUAUCACGUAUAAUACAUUUAUAUGCUUUUUUUUUUUUCACAAUUUCCACCUUUGCCCCGGUUAUUUCGCUUGUUAACAUCCAGAACAUCUUUUCGCGAAGAAGACCGAGGAAGACCGAGCUCUGUCGUGAGUACAUAGACUACUUGAGCGACGACAUGUCGACGACUGCCCCGGAAUUGACGGUCAGACGACCGGUCUACCAGCAAGACGAGCUUAAUCAUUUGUGCAAAUACGUAAAACCCAAGAGAACUUUUAGGGGUGAGGUGUCGAGACGAUGUAAAAAAAUCAAACCAAUCGCUCUCUUGAAGAAAACAAUACCGCUGACCGACUGGCUGUUUUCGUACGACUGGAAAAACAACGUUUUGGGAGACAUUGUUGCCGGAAUUACCGUGGCUGUGAUGCAUAUUCCGCAAGGUAUGGCGUAUGCAAUUUUGGGCAACGUUCCGCCGAUUGUUGGUAUGUACAUGGCUUUCUUUCCGGUUUUGGUGUACUUUUUUUUCGGCACAUCCAGACACAAUUCUAUGGGUACGUUUGCUCUCAUCUGCAUGAUGACCGGAAAAGUCGUCACCACAUACAGUUCCGUUACGGUUCCGACAAAUAUCACGUCAGUUCAGAACGGCACCCUAGCAUCCAAUGUGAGUAACCAGUACUCGGCGGUGGAGGUCGCAACGGCGGUUACGUUUACGGUUGCCGUUAUACAGUUAGGAAUGUACGUGCUGCGUUUGGGCAUAAUCUCGUCUCUCCUCGCGGACAGCCUCGUGAGUGGAUUCACGACUGCAGCGGCGAUGCACGUGUUUACAUCGCAAAUAAGGGACCUCUUCGGGCUGAGCGACCUGCCGCGACGCAGGGGCGCAUUCAAGCUUAUUCUCACUUACGUCGACAUCUUCGACAGUCUGAACGACAUCAAUACAACUGCUAUAAUAUUAUCUUGCGUUACCAUCAUAGUACUUAUGUUCAACAAUGAAAUUCUCAAGCCAAGAGUUUCAAAGUUGUGUGCCUUUCCAAUUCCGAUAGAGAUGCUCGCGGUGAUAAUCGGUACUGUAGUUUCGAUGCAAAUGAAUCUCGCGGAUACGUACAACGUGAUAACGGUUGGCCACAUACCGGUGGGAUUGCCAGUUCCGUCGGUACCGCCAUUAUCCCUUAUACCUCACAUUUUAGUAGACAGUGUCGUAAUUACUAUGGUCGCUUACACAAUAUCAAUGUCCAUGGCGCUGAUCUUCGCGCAAAAAGUGGGCUAUGAGAUCGACUCCAAUCAAGAAUUAAUGGCACAGGGUUUGGGAAAUCUUGUAGGUUCCUUCUUCUCCUGUAUGCCCAUCACGGCUUCGUUAUCCAGAUCGUUGAUUCAACAAACCGUAGGCGGACACACGCAGCUGGCUAGCUUGGUAUCGUGCGGAAUUUUGGUCAGCGUAUUACUGUGGAUCGGUCCGUUCUUUCAACCCCUGCCACGAUGUGUCCUGGCGAGUAUAAUCGUGGUGGCGUUGAAAGGGAUGCUGAUGAAGGUCACCGAGUUUACGAAGUUCUGGAGAUUGGACAAAACGGACGGCGGCAUUUGGGCCGUAACCUUCGUCAUUGUAGUUCUUUUUGACGUCGAGUACGGAUUAUUGGUCGGCAUGCUUCUCUGCAUCGGACGGCUGCUUGUUCUCGCAAUGCGACCUUACACUUGCAAACUGGCUCAAGCACCCGGCACCGAGCUUUAUCUGGAUGCCAAGAGAUACAAAGGAACCGUGGAAGUCCCUGGCAUCAAAAUCGUCCAUUAUUCCGGCAGUCUGAAUUUUGCGUCCCGACAAUAUUUCCGCGAGGAAGUUUAUAAGAUAGCGGAGUUGGUGCCGCAAAAAGAACUGAACAGGCUAAAGAAUGCGGAACCCAACGACGUUGCGCCGGGAGAAAUUAAAAAGCUGCACAUUCUUAUACUGGACUUCACCGCAUUGUCGCAUGUCGACUUAGCGGGCGCGAAUGCACUGCGAAGUAUUGUGAACGAAUACUGCAGUAUAGAGGUGUCCGUUUAUAUUGCAGGUUGUUCCGGUCCCGUGUACGAGAGAAUGAGAAAGUGCAACCUGAUCGAACAGAACGACAAUCAUUUCUUCGCCAUGUUUCCGACGGUCGCCGACGCGGUACAUUUCGCGCGUUCGCAGACCGAAAUGCUCACAACAACUUCAUGGAGCACUCGAAUCUGCGACGAGAAUGUCAUCAGUAGUCUUUAACACGUUUACGCAACUCCAAUAUCACGAGAUAACGUUCAUAUGCGAUAAUGUAUUGAAAACAAAGCGGAUCAUCAUACACUCCACUUAUUUUAUUUUCAUAUUAUAUGGUCUUUUGGAAUUAAUGUAAUUUUGCAAACACAUUGCUUCGUAUCUCUUUUGUCGAUCGUUAGAAUACUAUUCUCCAAUUAAUUUUUUAAUCAUUUUUACUAGUAUUCGAUGUAUUGUAUUUUUAAGAGCUUUCUUUCUCUAUUAUCACACAAAUAUUUAUACGCCUUCGCCAAUAUUUAUUUAUACUUCGCACCGCUUUUUUAUUUAUAGAAGACAUUCAUCAAUAAUGAUAGUCUGCUAACCGAGCGGUAUAUUAUGUUUAUUAUAAAUUUUCAUUUAUUUUAUAACUAAGUUUUAUUGUUAAUGACGAUCUCGAAUUUUGUAUUGUCACAACAAGAUCGCCUUAGAUGUUGGUUUUUUUUUUUUAAAUAAACGGAGAUGUCACAUAUCUUCUUUUGUGGGCAAUAAAAAAAAAAGUUGAACAUA